Messenger RNA from Colletotrichum truncatum, 696 nucleotides. Its product is annotated as Organic hydroperoxide resistance protein. The record is from RefSeq and is a predicted model, not a curated record. Lineage: Eukaryota; Fungi; Ascomycota; Sordariomycetes; Glomerellales; Glomerellaceae. Gene Ontology annotation, biological process: response to oxidative stress.
AUGGCUGCUGCUUCUUUCCGAGCUCUGCGUCUCACCCAACGCGCCCCUCAGGCGCUCUCACGUGCAUCCGCACCUUCAUCGCGUCUUUUCCCCAGCCAAUCACGUAUUGCAUUACUCCAAAAACGCCUCCUCAACACCGAUACUGCGCCAGUCCUCUACAGUGCUCAUGCCAAGGUCAUUGGUGCGAGAACAGGCCACGUCCAAGGCGAUGAUCUUGACAUUGACCUCACCAUGGCCAAGGCCCUCGGCGGCGCGGGUGACAAGGGCAAGACGAACCCAGAGGAGCUCUUCGCCGCGGGCUACGGCGCGUGUUUCCAAAGUGCCAUGAAUGCUUCGGCGACGAGUAUGAAGAUCCAGAUGCCCAAGAAGCCCGAGGACUCCAUCGUCGACACGACUGUUCACCUCGUGGGAGACAUGAAGGGGCUCGACAUGGGCAUCCGCGUGGAUAUGAGGGUUCGCGUCAAGGGACUCAGCAACGAGGAGGUUCAAAAGGUUGUUGACAAGGCGAAGGAAGUCUGCCCGUACAGCCGGGCGACACAGGGUAACGUCACGACGAACAUUGAGGUUGUCAAGUUUGAUGAGUCUGGAAGCUCCGGAAGUUCAUCGGGCUCUGAGAGUUCUGGUAGCUCUAAGAAGUCUGAUGACCCCACGAAGAUGUCGGGCGUGAAGCCAGAGGGACACAGCGACUAUCAGUAA